AUGAAGUUAUCAUGCCCCAUCUCGCCGCAGUGUGUCGAGUGGAUUAAGAUCUUUACCAACAAGACCAGCAACAGCGUGGCCAUCGGCAAUGCCAAGAGCACGGCUCCCAUCAAGGAGUCUGCCGCCAACAAGCCGGGCGGCUUCCUGGCAGCUGUCAGGGGCUACGAGGACCUCUAUGCCGGGAAGACCCCGUCCAAGGGCGGCCUGCAGCAGCUGCAGUUUGUCUGGGGCAUUGCCGUCUGCCCCUCACCGCCAAAGGUUGGCGUCCCGGUCGUGAAGCCCCCGCCCGAGGUCAACACACCCACCGGCGCCCCCGGCGAGCCUGAGCCUACGCCUGCGCCUGAGCCUGAGCCUGAGCCUCUCUGCCCGCCCGCCAAGGACAAGUGUGACGUCACCGCCAAGGAGGGCUCCGCAUUCUGCCCGGCCAUCACCCCGUUCACCUCUGGCCAGUGCAUCGGCGGAUGCUGCGUGUCGGCCGGCAAGUGCAAGAAGCCGCUGUGCCACCUGAACGGCCUGGGGUCUGAGGUGAUGGCCAAGGACGUUUUCUGCUGGGGCACCAACAACGGGUUCCUGCACAACAAGUUCAACAAGUGCAAGAACCUCGGCUGCAAGCUCGCAGUCCCGGGCUGCGUCGGCGACCCAAUCAGUGGUGCCUGCGUCGGCACCGUCUCGGCCCUCUCAGAGGACGUCGACUCCGACGCCAAGGCCUGGCUCGGCCUGCCCUGCCUGCAGCCCGUCCCCGGCGGCCUGCCGCUCAAUGCCCUUGGCCACUGGGACAGCAACGGGGCGUACGCCGGAAAGCUGUGGACCAUCUGCAACUGCAAGGCCGGCAAGACCCUGCCUUGCGUUGGCCCCUUGUGCGAGCUCCUCAAGAAGCCCGACCUCCCCAGCUUCAACUUUGCGCUCCCCAAGUUUGACCUGCCUGACGUCGGGAAGCUCAUCAACGCCAAGGUGGAGCUGCUGGGCAACAUCACGGAGCUGUUCAAGCCCAACCUCACCAUCCCCCACAUCCCCGCCGUCACCAUCCCCACCAUCGACCUCAAGGCGCAUCUGGACGAGGUGAAGUCGUUCAUCAACGGCACCGCCACCGCCCUGUCCGGCCCCGUGCUGGAGGCGCUCCACGCCAAGUUCCCCACCUUCACCCUCAACCUCACCAAGCCCGAGGUGCCCAGCCUCAGCCUCAACAUACCGCACCCCAACCUCAAUCUGGGAGACCUCCUGCCCUCGCUCAACCUGGCCCAGCUGGCGGACAAGACCAAGCUGCGGGUGUUCAACACCAGCUCACUCAGCCUGAGCGACCUGCACAGGCUCGAGGGCAUCCUGGCGGCCUUCAAUGCAGCUCAGAAGGACUGA
Monoraphidium neglectum is the source of this 1353-nucleotide messenger RNA. RefSeq lists its product as hypothetical. Bases 1 to 1353 code for a protein of 450 amino acids. The transcript is spliced from 10 exons. Lineage: Eukaryota; Viridiplantae; Chlorophyta; Chlorophyceae; Sphaeropleales; Selenastraceae. The record is from RefSeq and is a predicted model, not a curated record.